AUGCAGCGGCUGGCGUGUACUGUAAAUGGUAAUGACGCUAGUAAAGGGACAAAAGAGGGACGAAUAGAGACGGAUUGUGUGGAGCGCUACAGCGGCGGCAGGGGACACGGAGGAACGUGUGGUGGGUGCGCUGAGCCGCGGCGCCUGGGCUUGUUAUUGAUGUGGGAGAAAAUGUGCGCAGACAGGAAACCACGCUGCCAGCUGUCCCCCCCAUUAGGACGAUAUGGCGGAAGGAUGGGCCGCGAUGGAGGGACGUCUCGUGAUAAUGACUCGAUUUCAACCAGUGGGUUUGUGUCUCUUUGA
Molecule: messenger RNA, 303 nt
Organism: Knipowitschia caucasica
Lineage: Eukaryota; Metazoa; Chordata; Actinopteri; Gobiiformes; Gobiidae
Source: the annotation of a GenBank genome assembly